Phialemonium atrogriseum is the source of this 1575-nucleotide messenger RNA. Its product is annotated as beta-lactamase/transpeptidase-like protein. The transcript has 5 exons. Lineage: Eukaryota; Fungi; Ascomycota; Sordariomycetes; Cephalothecales; Cephalothecaceae. The coding region runs from base 1 to 1233 and encodes 410 amino acids. The record is from RefSeq and is a predicted model, not a curated record.
AUGGCUCCCCUUUCGCUCAGCCCCCAGACCAACCUCGAACUCAAGAAACUCAUAGACGAUGCCUGCUCGAACCCAAAUGUCGACCUGCCGUAUGCCGCCGUAGUCGUGGUCGGGCGCGACGACAACGGCAUAAGGGAGCUCUUCGCCUACUCGUCCAAUCAGGGAGACGACGACAUACUGUGGCUAGCCUCCUGUACCAAGCUCGUCACCAGCAUUGCUUGCAUGCAGCUCGUCGAGGAGGGAAGCCUCGCCCUCGAUGACGUCCAUCAGGUGGAGACGCUCUGUCCCGAGCUAAGAGACGUCAAGGUCGUGCAGGAAGACGGGUCGCUGGUGGACAAGAAGAGAGGCAUCACCCUAAGAAUGCUGCUGACCCAUACAGCCGGGUUUGGAUAUUCGUUUCUUAACCCCAAAUUGGAAAAGUACAAUGCGAGCUAUGAUGAGUUCUCUGGCAGCUUUUCUGACUUCCUACAACCGCUUGUUAACCAACCAGGAGAACGGUUUGAGUACGGUAUCUCCCUAGACUGGGCCGGUAUCCUCGUUGAGCGCGCCAGCGGCCUGAAGCUCAACGACUUCAUGCAGCGCAACAUCUUCCUGCCCCUCCAGAUCCGCAACCUCACCAUGGUCCCAUCGGCACAGAUGAAGGACCGGCUUGCACAUCUAUGGCAGCGCAGCGCGGACGGCCGACUGUCGCGCGGCGUGAUCCCUCUUAGCAGAGCACUAUCUACAGACCCUGCCGAGGUCGCCGACACAUUCCACAGCGGAGGUGCAGGGCUGUUCGGAAGUAUCCAAGAAUAUAGCAAGAUCCUAGCCACCCUUCUCAACGACGGCACCUGCCCCCUGACGGGCGCACGCAUCCUCUCCCCAACCGCCGUCGCCAAGCUCUUCACCAACCAGCUGCCGGACGCGCCCAACUUCGCCCGCCGGCACCUCCCCGCCGUCAAGCCCAGCCUAGUCCACCCAUCCGAGAGCCUCUACCCGCUGUGCCCGCCCGCGCUGCCGCAGGGCUGGGGUUUCGGCUCCAUGAUCUCGCCGGGCGUGACAGGGCGGUCCGACACCACGGCACACUGGUCUGGUCUGUCUAACGUGUUCUGGUGGCUGGAUCGGGGGAAGGGUGUGGCCGGCGUGGUUGCGUCGCAGGUCUUGCCGUUUGUGGAUCCCCAGGCGGCGAUGCUGUGGGUUGGAGUGGAGAGGUUGGUGUACCGAGGUAUAGCACACAAAGAAAGGGAGGCCUGAGGGAAUCCUUGUUGCUUUUGCGCUUGACACACACCUAACUCUCCAGCGCCAGUUAUCCAAUGAUACAUAUAUCCGUACACAGUUAACACAGAGUUUGAUCCCAGGUCUUCAGGUCGUCCAUUAGUUACGACAUGCCGCCGUUCCCCUGGUCUUCUAGGAAUGGUACGAAAGAGAGCCAAGUCAAAUCGGAUGGAUUACACAUCAACGUCUGGUUGAAGCGGCCAUCAUCAUGGAAGAAGUCGGGAGAGAAGAAGUCGUCAUUUUGCCACGGGAAUUCGGUUCUCGUUGUCUGCUGCUGCUGCUGUUGCUGUUGCUGCUGCUGCUGCUGUUGUUGUUGUUGUU